AUGAUUAUUAAAACUGAAGUUUUGUUUGAAGAAAACAAAAAACUAAAUGAAAUAAUAGAUGGAUUAAAAAGAACGUUCAAUAACAAAUUAAAACAAAAGGAUGAAACAAUAAGGAACCUUGCUGAAUCUCUAGAUAAGAGACAGCAAGAAUUAAAACAAAUGGAUGAAAAAAUUGAAAAUAAAAAUGAAGAAAUUAAGAGAUUAGAAUUACUGUUAAAGCGAGAGACUGAAGCUCAUAUAAUAACAAACGUCCAGUUAGUAGAAAUAAAACAUCAUAGUUUAACUAAAAGAGAAAACUUACAUCAAGAGCAACAGAAUCAAAAACAACGACGUCAAGAAGAGUUGGAAGAGCAGCAACGUCAAGAGCAAUUGCAAAAACAGCGACGUCAAGAAGAGUUGGAAGAGAAGCAACGUCAGGAGCAAUUGCAAAAACAACGAAGUCAAGAAGA
Messenger RNA from Funneliformis mosseae, 449 nucleotides. Lineage: Eukaryota; Fungi; Glomeromycota; Glomeromycetes; Glomerales; Glomeraceae. The record is from the annotation of a GenBank genome assembly.